GGAAACCCAGUUUUGAAAACGUCUGUCAUCAUUAAAGGAGUACUAGUAGAGAGCAGACUGGCAGAGCAUGACAACACUUCUGAAUCCACUGGAGUUUCACUGAAUCCCUUUCCAAUGUUUCAGUGUUUUGCGCCAUGGUGCCUCUGUCAGGGUAAGCAACACAACUAGUUGGUUUCUUUUGUUGGUGUUCCGGCUACAUUUCCUGUAAAGGUCGUUAGCCUAGCUGUUGUGCUAGUCAGACUGUCACCAAACUUCAUUAUCAAAUUGGGAUAAUUGGCGUUAUGAAGGGUGGAAUUGUCAGUUUCUCAAAGGAGCAUGGCCCUAAACUCAUGGUGUUCAGACACCUGUUAGUCUGUUUGUCAUAUAGAAGUGAGUUCAGGAAGCCUUAUUAGCAGUACAGUAGGUCUUAUCAAAUUGUAUUUGUCACAUGCGCCGAAUACAACAGGUGUAGACCUUACAGUGAAAUGCUUACUUACCAGCCCUUAACCAACAAUGCAGUUUUAAGAAAGAAUACAACAAAAAAAAACUUGUGUAAUUGGCCAUUUAUUUUUGUGAAAAAUGUAUUUUUCCAUUGUUGUUUUUAUGGGUAGCCUAACUGCCGCUGGUUUUGGUAGCCUUACCAUCAAUCUAUUCCUUUCUACUAAUUUGUUUGGUAGCACAGCUUUAGUCUUUUUUUUAUCAGUGCUAAAAUAUGAGUAAAAGGAACCUUUUCGAGGUAACACAUUCGGGCAGGUAUAGUCUUGUUUCAUAGUUGUUGUUUGGUAGCUUUGUCUUCAGCAUUAGUAGUUUAUACUGAACAAAAAUAUAAACGCAACAUGCAACAAUUUCAAAGAUUUGGGAACUGGAACACGCUGUCGUACACAUCGAUCCAGAGCAUCCCAAACAUGCUCAAUGGGUGACAUGUCUGGUGAGUAUGCAGGCCAUGGAAGAACUGGGACAUUUUCAGCUUCCAGGAAUUGUGUACAGAACCUUGUGACAUGGGCCCGCGCCAUGAGGUGAUGGCGGCGAAUGAAUGGCACGACAAUGGGCCUCAGGAUCUCGUCACGGUAUCUCUGUGCAUUCAAAUUGCCAUCGCUAAAAUGCAAUAGUGUUCGUUGUCCCUAGCUUAUGCCUGCCCAUACCAUAACCCCACCGCCACCAUGGGGCACUCUGUUCACAACGUUGAUAUCAGCAAACUGCUCGCCCACACGACGCCAUACACGUGAUCUGCGGUUGUGAGGCCGGUUGGACGUACUGCCAAAUUCUCUAAAACGACAUUGAAGAAAGGAACAUUACAUUCUCUGGCAACAGCUCUGAUGGACAUUCCUGCAGUCAGCAUGCCAAUUGCAUGCUUCCUCAAGACAUGAGACAUCUGUGGCAUUGUAUUGUGUGACAAAACGGCACAUUUUAAAGUGGCCUUUUAUUGUCCCCAGCACAAGGUGCACCUGUGUAAUGAUCAUGCUGUUUAAUCAGCUUCUUGAUAUGCAACAACUGUCAGGUGGCUGGAUUAUCUUGGCAAAGGAGAAAUGCUCACUAACAGGGAUGUAAACAAAUUUGUGGCCAAAAUUUGAGAGAAAAAAGCUUUUUGUGCAUAUGGAAAAUGUAUGGGAUCUUUUUAUUUCAGCUCAUGAAACAUGGGACCAACACUUUACAUGUUGCGUUUAUAUUUUGGUUCAGUAUAGAUCAGAGCCAGCUGGUCCACAUAUUGCUACAUUGCAUUGUUCACAGCAUAGGCCCAGUUUCAAUUUAAAGGAAAAAUCCACUCAAACUAUAUUUAGGUAUUUUUUUAUAUUAGUCCCAAAAUGUUUAGCAUGUGAAGCAAGAUUAUGGACUUUCAAGAAGCAAAGUGUCACUUGCUACAUCAUCAUGAUGAUGCGUUUUGUGUCAUAUGAUGCGUUUUGCAUUAUCAUGAUAAUGUGGCAAGUGACACUUUGCUUCUUGAAAGUCCCAAUAUCUUGAAAACUUGACUGCUGACAUGCAAAACAUAAGUCAAAGUUAAGUGCAAGGCCUAAUUCUAGGUUCCCAUAUUUUAAUGGCUUGGUAGUAGUUACUUACUGUUUACACUUAUGUAUGUAUGCACAGGUGCCAUUGAAACCCAUAAUAAGGUUGUUGUUGAUGCUCUCCAGAUAAUUUUCUCGAAGCCCCAACUUGCCUCAUAAUAUACAGCAGGUAAUUUAAAUGGGAUGAAUAGUGGGGGAAGCUUUUACAGAGGGCCAGGACAUUUAUAUAUCUGAUCAGUCAGCUUUGUCAAAUUAAGCAACAGCCCAUUCACACAUUUACACAAGGCCCAUCCCUAACGGAGUCGUAUGCAUCUACAAAUAUUAAGGACAGCCCUCCCUCAUAAUUUUCUGAAUCCUUUUAGCUAGGCAAGGCCUACUCCUUAUCUGAAGGUCUUUGGUAGGUUUUUAUUUACCUACAUUUUCCCAAUCUCCUGUUCCUCAUUAUUCAGACCGUACGCUAAAAUGCCACGUGAUGGGGUUGAAUGUGUUGCUGAGACUGAGUGGUAUAAAUUGAGUUUUAAUGGUGGCCAUUAUAAAAAAACAAAAUUUAAUGACUAUCAUACCAGUUAUGACUUUUGUCACUUCCUGUUCUUUACCUGUAUGGUUAAUGGAAGGUAUACAACCAUCUGCUUUCGUUGAUGACUCAACCCUGUAGCUUAUAGUGUAUUGAGCAGUCAGGGAAUUGCCAUAGGCCUUAUGUAGCUUAGUCUAACCAGGAAACAGUUAAACAGCACACGUGCAGUGCCUUGUGUUUUGAGCGGAGGUGAGGGACAGGGUAAUCUUACUCUGUCAACACUCCUUAAAGCAUUGUUCUACUCUUCACAGCAACAGAGAGGCUAGGGUAGGCCUGCAUAUGUCAAAGUGUGGACAUAUUUUUGAGAAACUACCAACUAACUUUUAACUUCAUGGAGAUCUCUGUUAAUUGAACCCACUUUUCAGGUGAUGCCUGCCUGACCCUCUAAUCUCUCGUGGAAAUAUUUUUUUUAAACCACAAAAAUAGAACUCACGAUUAGAAUGUGUACACGUUUUCCCUGGGAUGUCACCAGAUGCUUGCAGUGAUGAUUUACAAGCCGUUAGUAGAAAUGAUGUUGAUGGUCCUGUUGGCAGAUUGCGUUUUGGCCACAUACAUUGUACGUUACAUUUGAGUAAUUUAGCAGACACUCUUAUCCAAAGCAAUUAGGGUUAAGUGCCUUGCUCAAGGGCACACCAGCAGAUUUUUCACCUAGUCGGCUCGGUGAUUCGAAAAACGACAACCAACAUGAAAUUAUGAUUUAUGGUCAAUAUUUUUAUUGGCUUGAUAUAUUUGAGGGUGGGAUAUGUACUGUAGAAAAUGGAAGUGGGUAGUUAGGAAGCAAUGUACGCAGCAGGCCUACCUAGUACUAGAUAGCCUAGCUGUUAAAAUGCUAAUUUCAUUCAUUCCAUUGACUUAACUGUGUUAUCUCUGUCCCACAGUUGUUCCAACAUACAAAUCAGUAGCUUUCUGAUCACCAUGAAUCAUUGUAAUAACUCUUUAGACUUGUGGGUGUGUAGAUGUUCUAGUCCCCCUUUUAAGCCAUUGAAACAUGCCCUUCCCCUAAGUUGUUGUAUCAGUUUUUCUUUGUGUACUCUGCAGUAUCACUUGGUGUUUUUUCAUGUAGACAGAAGUAUUUGGAAGCUGCCAUUUUCUCUUCUCCACGCUUAGUGACUGUGUCUCUGUUGUUAGCAACAUGAACCGUGAGGACCGGAAUGUGCUCCGUAUGAAAGAAAGAGAAAGGAGAAAUCAAGAAAUCCAGCAGGGAGGAGAGGCCUUUCCAGCUCACUCCCCUCUCUUUCCUGAACCUUAUAAAGUUGUAAGUUUAUUUUGUUAUUCAUUUUGUUUUGCUUCUGUCAUUUAGUUAACUCUUGGAGUUCAGACUUUUGUUACUCCUAUAGCCUAAGUAUUCCCAUUAUUCUAUGAUUGAUUUGUAGGAUUCAUUGAUUGAUACAUCUUUUUAAACCAGAGAACUGCCUACUUGUUUUUAUAUCCGAACAGUGGCAGGGAGAGUUUGAGGUAAGUGUAUUGUUUGGGGGAACUGCAUCAGCUGCAGAUAAUGUGGGCCCAGGGCUGUUGCUGGCUGCUCAGGGGGAAUGUAAGGCCCUGCCCUCGCUGGCUGAGGUGCCCUGCCCUCGCUGGCUGAGGUGCCCUGCCCUCGCUGGCUGAGGUGUCCUGCCCUCGCUGGCUGAGGUGUCCUGCCCUCGCUGGCUGAGGUGCCCUGCCCUCGCUGGCUGAGGUGUCCUGCCCUCGCUGGCUGAGGUGUCCUGCCCUCGCUGGCUGAGGUGUCCUGCCCUCGCUGGCUGAGGUGUCCUGCCCUCGCUGGCUGAGGUGUCCUGCCCUCGCUGGCUGAGGUGUCCUGCCCUCGCUGGCUGAGGUGUCCUGCCCUCGCUGGCUGAGGUGUCCUGCCCUCGCUUUCUGAGGUGUCCUGCCCUCGCUUUCUGAGGUGUCCUGCCCUCGCUGGCUGAGGUGUCCUGGCUGAGAUCCUUUAGCUUGUAUUUCCUUCCUUACUCCUCCUCACAGAAGAGCCUGAGGUAAGUGCAUAACCCCUAGUCCCUUUUGUCCCAUCAAAUUGCUAGAUCAUCGUGGGCAGUAAACAGUCCACAUGUAAAGGGGACCUGCAUACUGAUAUCUGUAGGAUACCUGUAUGGCACAGUGGCCUAUCAUAUAGCGGUUGAGUAGUAGACCUAACCGUUAUUGAUGUUGAUGCUUACUAGGCCCCUGUAGUCAACUAAACCAGUGGUUCCCAACCUUUUUCAGUUACUGUACCACCAACUGAUUUUUGCUCUGUACAGAGUACCCCUGAAGUACAUGUGCAUUUUUACCAGUAAGCCUAUGGUCUCAUGAGUCUUCUCAAGUACCCCCAGGGGUCAUAGUACCCCUGGUUGGGAACCACUGAACUAAACAACAGUAAACAGUUGGUUUAGGGAUGCACAUUCACCAUGAGCACUGAUGUGGGCCAGCGCUCCCACCCCGCCAACUCAAUUAUAAAGAUUUCAGCCCCUGGCUGAGUCUAAUCUUUGUCACUAACCAGAUUUAAACUGAGUUAAGUGGCUCCUCACUUAGCUAGAGGACCCAUCAAGGAUGGCUUGGAAUGCGUCAUGACAGGUAGCGAAUGGAAAGGGGUGACAGGUGAGUGCUACCUGGAAAGCCAAGUUGUCUUUUGUCCCCACAUAGUGAAAGGUAAGCAGGUGGCUUUGCCGAUGAAGGCUCUCCCACCGCCAUCCAUUGACAACCAUGGCAGCCAUGUUGUGUUCAGCAGCUCUCAGAGCCCUGAGUUCACUGUUUACCCAUGCAGUUGUUUACCCAUGCCGUUACAAAAUGAGGCAUGUAAUGUAGAAAUGGGAAACAUCAACUGGCUAACUAAAACUCCAACUUCUCACCUGGGCAGUAGAAUGAUGCUUUGUGAUAUUUUCUAGAGAGUUACGUGACAUCAGUCGUGACCAGUAGUAUUCAUGGUCCAGUAAAAUUAGUUUACUUUGUCCUCCUGUAAAUUCCAUGGCUGUUACUUUAAAGAUCCAUUAACAAAGCUGCCACUGAAGUUUUACAAUUAUAGAAGCGUGGUAACAUUUUUACACUGGUUGCUCAGAUGCAGCUCAGCUUUCCCCAGUCAGAAAGAAAAAUGCUGAUCUUAAAUGUCUUUGUAGAAUAAUGACUCCACUUCAGAUGUAUUUGUCUAGGCCUGUUGCUUUUUCCUUCAAAGUAUAUUACUCUCUGAUGAUAUAAUUUUUUGAAGUGAUCUCCUGAGAACAUUGUAAAUGUAGUUUUAAAACUGGUGCAUGAAUUGUAAAAGAUAGGGUUAGACAUUACCUUUUUCCGCUCUUGUUUACUACCGAGAGCCCUUCCACCAAAGUGUGGGCCUUGCAUGGUGGCACACUUAAGCAUUGUACACAAGCAACAUAUUGCAAGGCAACCCCAAUCACUAGUGUGAAUGGGCAAUGAUGGAUUUUUUUUUUAGUCAUUUAGCAGAUGCUCUUAUCCAGAGCGACUUACAUGAGCAAUCAUGGUUAAGUGCCUUGCUUAAGGGCACAUCGACAGAUUUGUCGGCUCAGGGAUUAGAACCAGCGACCUUUCGGUUGCUGGCACAACGCUCUUACCCACUAAGCUACCUGCCGGCCAGCUCAUUUUUCUUUCCUUUCCUCACAAGUGCUGUGCUGUGUCUGUCCAUCCAGGUCAGACAAGCUUCGUGUAGCACGUGUUCUUACAUCUCCUGCUACAGAUGUUGGCUUGUGUUUCUCACCCCACAGCUUGUAUGUGUCAGAAAGAAUCGGUUUGGGGCCCCCAUGUGAAAUUGGAUAGGCUCCACACUCUGUGGUUUACCUCUUGUCAUCUGUAGCGGGAGUGAUUGAUUAACCUCUAGUGGAGCCAUGGAAGGGCCUUAUCUCUCUAUGCAGAUGGUCCCCAAUGGUCGUGAGGCGACUGAAUAAGCCAAUCAUUUCUUGUGUGAUUAGUUGAUAGGGCCCUCCUCUCUUCAAUAUUGUUUAAACUUUAAGCUUUUAGAGGGCAAAUAAUAUAAUGAUUUUUUUGUGAAUGUUUUUAGUUAUAAGAAACAUUGAAGGCUCUUUUGCCUCAAAGAAAAAGGGUUAUUCGUAAUUCAGAUGUUUUUUUCACCACAAUAAAUUUAAAGUUUGGGUAGCAUAUUUCAUUCAUGUAUUAGACUAAAGGCAAUUCAUUCGAGGCCUUAACUGCUGUCCUGAAGGUGACCCUCUGUUUCUCUCUCUCGCUCUCUCUCUUUCUGUUUUUGUCUUUCUGUUUUUGUUUGUGCAGUCCAGCAAAGAAGAUAAACUGUCCAGUCGUAUCCAGAGUAUGCUUGGAAACUACGACGAGAUGAAGGAACCUAUCGGAGACACAAUUCCAAAACUCGGUGGCAAACCCUCAGGCUCAUCCUCCUCCGAGGAGAAGUCCGGCCAGUCUCUGUUUGGGGAGCAGCGUGGUGGUGGCCAGAGUAGUAAAUGGACUCCAGUAGGGCCAGCAGCCAGCACCUCGUCCUCCCAGUCCUCCAAGAGAUCCAGCCUCCAGGGCAGCCACAGCGGUAGCAGGAGUAGCCAACGACACGAGCGGGAACACAAGAAGUCCAGCAAGCAUGGCUCAGAACACUCCAAGUCCCACACGUCCAGCCCAGCCAAGGGCUCCCUGAGCUCCAGUCACUCCCGUUCACUGGGCGCUGAGCACCACGGCAAAGAGCGCUACCGCUCCAAGUCCCCACGCGAGCGCGAGGCCAACUGGGACUCCCCGUCGCGUGUGCACACGUCCUUCCCCAGCGCCCCGCACUCCAGCCAGGCCUUCCCCCCUUCGCUUAUGUCCAAGCCCAGCUCCAUGCUACAGAAGCCUACAGCCUACGUGCGUCCCAUGGAUGGCCAGGAGACGGUGGAGCCCAAGACCUCGUCAGAGAUGUACAGCGGCCAGUCCCACAGCAGCACCAUGGGGGAGAUGAAGUCCAACGGCAAGGCCUCGCUCUCCAAGCUCAAGAUCCCCUCGCAGCCUGUUGAGGUAAAACCACAGAACUAGAAUGAGUAGAACAUUCUAGAGCAGGGGUGUCAAACUCAUUUUAGCUCAGGGGCCACAUGGAGGAAAAUCUAUUCCCAAGUGGGCCGGACCGGAAAAAUCAUGGUAUAUAUAACUUAAAAACAACAACUUCAGAUUGUUUUCUUUGUUUUAAUACGAUCAACAUACAACAUAAAGCUGGAGCCUGAGGACAGUGUGUCCAAAAUAGUACAAGCACAACAUCACUAUUAAUAAUAAAACACGUCAAGUUUAUUUGAAAAUUCUAAAGAAAAAGAACACACAAACACACAAUGCCUCAGUGAUUAACAGAACUGUUUCACAGAUCACAGAACUAUAUCAGGGUGUCAUUUCUCAGGCAGAAAUGUAGAUAAAAAUAAUGAAAUCCUGUUCCCCAAACAAGUGCAAGAACCACAGAGUCAAGAAUAGGUUAAAUAUACAAAUAAAAUAAAAUCAAUUAAAAACAAUAGCACAUCAACAUAAAAACAUAUAAACAUAAAGCUGGAGCCUGAGGACAGUGUCCAAAAGCACAACAUCACUAUUAAUCAUAAAACACCUCAAGUUAUUUGAAAGUUCUGAGGACAAAGAACACACAAACACACAAUGCCUCAGUGAUUCACAGAAGUAUAUCACAGAUCACAGAACUAUAUCAGGGUGUCAUUUCUCAGGCAGAAAUGUAGAUAAAAAUAAUGAAAUCCUGUUCCCCAAACAAGUGCAAGAACCACAGAGUCAAGAAUAGGUUAAAUAUACAAAUAAAAUAAAAUCAAUUAAAAACAAUAGCACAUCAACAUAAAAACAUAUAAACAUAAAGCUGGAGCCUGAGGACAGUGUCCAAAAGCACAACAUCACUAUUAAUCAUAAAACACCUCAAGUUAUUUGAAAGUUCUGAGGACAAAGAACACACAAACACACAAUGCCUCAGUGAUUCACAGAAGUAUAUCACAGAUCACAGAACUAUAUCAGGGUGUCAUUUCUCAGGCAGAAAUGUAGAUAAAAAUAAUGAAAUCCUGUUCCCCAAACAAGUGCAAGAACCACAGAGUCAAGAAUAGGUUAAAUAUACAAAUAAAAUAAAAACAAUUAAAAACAAUAGCACAUCAACAUAAAAACAUAUAAACAUAAAUCUGAAAGCGUUGCUCAAACUCCCGUAACAGUCCCGUUAUUUUAUCUUUGAACCGCUUCAUGUCUGCCACAUGUUGGGUCGCGCACACAUUUUUCAGACAGGGGAAGUGAGCUGCAUCACCACCGGCAAGUUGCGUCUCCCACAAUGACAGCUUCAACUUGAAAGAACGUAUGCUGUCAUAAUACUGCGUGACAACUUUGUUGCGCCCUUGCAGCUGUUUGUUCAAGUUAUUCAGGUGCUCUGUAACAUCCACCAUAAAUGCAAGGUCCUGCAUCCAUUCUGCGGAAUGAAAUUCUAACACUGGUUUGCCCUUUUCUUCCAUGAACUGUUCAAUUUCUUCUCGUAAAUCAAAGAAACGCCUCAGCACAGCACCUCGGCUUAACCAUCUUACCUCAGUGUGGUAUGGCAGGCCAUAGAUGUGGUCUUUCUCUCUGAGAAGGCUGUCAAACUGACGGUGAUUCAGGCUUCUGGAUCGGAUGAAAUUAACAGUUUGGAUGACCACCUUCAUGACGUUAUCCAUCUUUAAUGACUUGCAACACAAAGCCUCCUGGUGCAAAAUACAGUGAAAAGUCAAAAAAUCACGUCCUCCAUUUGCAGAUUGCACUUUCUCUCUGAACUUUGUCACAACGCCUGCUUUUUUCCCGAUCAUUGAGGGCGCACCAUCUGUAGCCAGGCUGACAGCGCGGGACCAGUCCACUCCGACCCUGUCCAGCGCGCCGACGAGUGCGGUAAAAAUAUCAGCUGCUGUCAUUGUAUCUGUCAUCGGCACCAACUCCACGAACUCCUCGGUGACGGUCAAUGUGUCAUCAACUCCGCGGAUGAAAAUGGCCAGUUGUGCAACAUCUGUAAUGUCCGUGCUUUCAUCAAUUGCAACCGAAAACGCAAUAAAUGACUUUACUUUUUGCUUCAACUGGCUGUCCAAAUCCACUGAAAGAUCGGAAAUCCUGUCUGCAACUGUGUUUCUUGUCAGGCUGAUAUUUGCAAAAGCCUGCCGCUUUUCAGGGCACACAAUCUCCGCUGCCUUCAUCAUGCAUGUUUUUACAAAUUCACCCUCACUAAAUGGUUUUGAAGCCACUGCGAUUUCAUUAGCAAUGAGGUAGCUAGCUUUCACUGCAGCGUCACUGAUGUCUCGGCUGUGAGUAAACACAGACUGCUGUUUCUUCAGACCCGCCAACAGUUCAUUCACCUUCUCUCAUCUCCGCUGUCCUUGAAAGUUGUCAUAUUUGUCGGCAUGAAGACUCACAUAGUGGCGACGAAGGUUAUAUUCUUUCAGCACUGCAACAUGCUCUGAACACACCAAACAUACAGCUUUCCCAUUCAAUUCCGUGAAGAAAUAGGAUGACCAUUUUUCUUGGAACACUCUGCACUCUGCGUCCACUUUUAUCUUUUUUGACAGAGACAUAUUGGGGCAAUGAGGGUGCCAAAGCACAUAAUGUUAAAAGUAGAAGCCGUAAUAAAUAUCGCGGGCAAAACAAAGUAGCUCAUUGGCUGCACGUGCUUGACCUACUUGCUCUGCCCCGGUAUAAACAGUUUGCUUGCUUAACACAAUUGCUAUUGCGCCAUCCAGUGGACGCAAUUGGAACAGCAGUUUAUUUUAUUGAAAAAUUGCAGCGCAUUUUUAUACUUUACAAAAUUAUUAUUAUUAUUAUAAAAAAAAAAAAAAAAUGUAAAACAUUUUUUUUAUCAUCUCGCGGGCCGGAUUAAACCCGUUUGCGGGCCGGACGUUUGACACCCCUGUUCUAGAGAUUCUAGAGAAUAAAACGUGUUUCAUUACAAUGAUGUCAUUAUGUUAGCAUGGCACUUAGUCACUUACAAGAUGAAAGAUGACACAUGAACAUUUGUUGUUUACCUGCCAUUUUUGAAAAAAAUCCUUACAAUGCUAUGUUAUUUGUAGGGUUCCAUGACUGGGGAUGCCAAUUGUGUUGAUGAGAUUUUAAAGGUAAGUACGUUUUUCAGAUGAUAUCUUGUAUUGUAAGCUGAGUAAGACAUUUUAGUUUUUUUCUUCCAGUCAUUAAGGUCUUCACUUUACAUUUUCUAUUUUUCCCUCCAGGAAAUGACUCAGUCCUGGCCCCCUCCGUUGACAGCCAUCCACACCCCCUGUAAAACGGAGCCUUCAAAGUUUCCAUUCCCUACCAAGGUCAGACACAGUUGUGAAUUCAGCCGGCACUAUUUCUAGACUAGUCAUUGGUACAAUAUGUAAAAUGUAUUUUUUCAUGGAUUGUUGUUGUUGUUGAUUAUAUUGGAAUGCUCUAUAUGAAAAUGGUAUAUACAGUGGGGAAAAAAAGUAUUUAGUCAGCCACCAAUUGUGCAAGUUCUCCCACUUAAAAAGAUGAGAGAGGCCUGUAAUUUUCAUCAUAGGUACACGUCAACUACGACAGACAAAUUGAGGGGAAAAAAUCCAGAAAAUCACAUUGUAGGAUUUUUAAUGAAUUUAUUUGCAAAUUAUGGUGGAAAAUAAGUAUUUGGUCACCUACAAACAAGCAAGAUUUCUGGCUCUCACAGACCUGUUACUUCUUCUUUAAGAGGCUCCUCUGUCCUCCACUCGUUACCUGUAUUAAUGGCACCUGUUUGAACUUGUUAUCAGUAUAAAAGACACCUGUCCACAACCUCAAACAGUCACACUCCAAACUCCACUAUGGCCAAGACCAAAGAGCUGUCAAAGGACACCAGAAACAAAAUUGUAGACCUGCACCAGGCUGGGAAGACUGAAUCUGCAAUAGGUAAGCAGCUUGGUUUGAAGAAAUCAACUGUGGGAGCAAUUAUUAGGAAAUGGAAGACAUACAAGACCACUGAUAAUCUCCCUCGAUCUGGGGCUCCAUGCAAGAUCUCACCCCGUGGGGUCAAAAUGAUCACAAGAACGGUGAACAAAAAUCCCAGAACCACACGGGGGGACCUAGUGAAUGACCUGCAGAGAGCUGGGACCAAAGUAACAAAGCCUACCAUCAGUAACACACUACGCCGCCAGGGACUCAAAUCCUGCAGUGCAAGACGUGUCCCCCUGCUUAAGCCAGUACAUGUCCAGGCCCAUCUGAAGUUUGCUAGAGUGCAUUUGGAUGAUCCAGAAGAGGAUUGGGAGAAUGUCAUAUGGUCAGAUGAAGCCAAAAUAUAACUUUUUGGUAAAAACUCAACUUGUCGUGUUUGGAGGACAAAGAAUGCUGAGUUGCAUCCAAAGAACACCAUACCUACUGUGAAGCAUGGGGGUGGAAACAUCAUGCUUUGGGGCUGUUUUUCUGCAAAGGGACCAGGACGACUGAUCCGUGUAAAGGAAAGAAUGAAUGGGUCCAUGUAUCGUGAGAUUUUGAGUGAAAACCUCCUUCCAUCAGCAAGGGCAUUGAAGAUGAAACGUGGCUGGGUCUUUCAGCAUGACAAUGAUCCCAAACACACCGCCCGGGCAACGAAGGUCCUGGAGUGGCCUAGCCAGUCUCCAGAUCUCAACCCCAUAGAAAAUCUUUGGAGGGAGUUGAAAGUCUGUGUUGCCCAGCGACAGCCCCAAAACAUCACUGCUCUAGAGGAGAUCUGCAUGGAGGAAUGGGCCAAAAUAUUAGCAACAGUGUGUGAAAACCUUGUGAAGACUUACAGAAAACGUUUGACCUGUGUCAUUGCCAACAAAGGGUAUAUAACAAAGUAUUGAGAAACUUUUGUUAUUGACCAAAUACUUAUUUUCCACCAUAAUUUGCAAAUAAAUUCAUAAAAAAUCCUACAAUGUGAUUUUCUGGAUUUUUUUUUCUCAUUUUGUCUGUCAUAGUUGACGUGUACCUAUGAUGAAAAUUACAGGCUUCUCUCAUCUUUUUAAGUGGGAGAACUUGCACAAUUGGUGGCUGACUAAAUACAUUUUUUCCCCACUGUAGUUCAACACUAUAGCAUAAUCAAUAAACAGCUGUUUUAUAAUAUAAUGAGCAGUGUAGUUUAUUUGUCUUGUAAGGGCAUGUAAUGUCUCUGUAUAAACUUAACAUUUCUUGACAAUGUCUCACAUUUAGGACACUCAGCAUGCAAGUUUUCCAGGUGCACACAGUAAGUAUUCCCCAGCACUUUACACACAACAUAAGUCUCUCGCAUCUUUAACCUCUGGAUACAGGUUGAUUUCGUAAUGCUCAUGAGUUCCCUUCUCACCCUUCCUCACCUCCAGAGAGACAAACCAAGACGUCGAGCAGUCACCAGUCCAAGGCAGCACCAUGCGACGGAGAUCAGGCCAAGUGAGUGUCCCUCCCCUUCACCCUGAACAUUAUGGCUAGCCGCCAGCUGCUUAAUAAUCCAGACAGGUGACACAGAUUCUCCCUCCAAGCACUUUGUCUUUUCAUGCCUUUGACAUAAAGACUCGCAAGCAUUGAGGGACACAGAAUAGGAGCCAUAUUGCUUAGUUCUCCCAAUAGUUGUUUGUGUGAUUAUGAAGCCAUAUCUGGUGUUAAUGUGUAACGUCCACGGCCUUGUAAUGUUCCAGUAAUGUUCUGCUGGAGGAUGACCUGAAGCUCAGCAGUGAUGAGGACAGUGAUGGAGAACAGGACUCGGCUAAAAACGCCUCCAGAAACGCGUCGGCAAGGUAGUGGCCUUACUGGUCUCUCAGACUGAGACCCAUUGGAGCUCACGUUCUUGAUAUGAUUCACCCCCCUCAGAACUUAAAAGAAAUGCUAGAAGAAUAGCUAGCUAUUUUAAUGUGUAACUACUAACUGAUGAUGCCUUCACAAGAACAGCCCCAAGCCUGCUGCCCACUGACUAACUGCGUAUCCCAAUCUCUGUCCCACAGUAACAACAGUAAUAACAACGAGGGAGCAGAGCACUCGCGGGACGACUCCAGCAGUCACAGUGGCUCAGAGAGCAGCUCUGGGUCGGACAGUGAGAGCGAGAGCAGCUCCACAGACAGCGAGGCCAACGAGCCUCCUCGCCCUGCAUCACCAGAGGUAGGCCUGCUCAGACCUUUGACUACUCUCUUCCCUUUGGCCUGUCAUAAUAAUAAUAAUAAUAAUAAUAACCGAUGACAGUUGUCCCUUGUCAGUACCAUUACCUUCUUGCACCUGACCUGUUGAGGUGUGCAGAAUAUGCUGUAGUAGAUCCCAGUCUUACCUCCACACUUUUCCUCACAGCCUGAACCAGCCACAGCCAAUAAAUGGCAGUUGGACAACUGGUUCAAGAAAGCUAAGCAGUUCUCUCCGGCCUCCCCAGUGGACAAUAAUGUACCCACUAAGUACAAGAAGGAGGGCCGGGACCAGAGCUCAGGCCGGGGCUACAGCGGGCAGGGAGGGUCUAAGGACUCAGGGGUGCCCACACCUAGUAGAGACCUGAGGGCAGCACAGAAGGGCUCAGAGAGCGCCCGUGGCCGGCAGAAAUCCCCGGCUCAGAGCGAGGGUGGUGCAGGCCAGCGCAGGACGGUGGGUAAAAAACUGCCCAAAAAGUUUGAGAAGCCCCCGGUGGUGGAGGAGCCUAAGGGGGGGCUAAGGGUGGAGAGUGAACCUGCUCCGGAGAUCCCUCCCCAUCGGCCCAAGGCCGCCACCAAGGGCUCCCGCAAACCCAACAUCAAGAAGGAGCCCAAGUCCUCGCCCAGACCGGACAAGCGCAAGAGCAAGGCGCCCAUCAAGAAGUCCCGGAAGUUUGUGGACACGGAGUCUUCCUCCUCAGAAUCAGAGGAAAACGACAGCAUUCCCUCGUCGUCGCAGACCCCCAAGUACACAGAGAGCAUCAGGACUCCAGUGUGUGUGUUCUCUCCUAUGGAAGAGAAAGAGCUGCUCUCUCCUCUCAGCGACCCAGACGACCGCUUCCCCGUCAGGCAGCAGCAGGGGCUCAUGGUGAAGAUUGACCUGACCCUGCUCUCCCGCGUCCCUGGACGGCCUUACAAAGACCUAGUAGAGCCCAAAGUAGAGAGGGACUGCUCCUUGGACAGAGACAGCAAGGACUUCCAGAAGCAGCCGUCUGAGAAGAGCUCCGGUAAGGGCAAGAGGAAACACAAGGUAUGGCCUGCCACAGCACACUGCUAUUCAUGACAUGUUAGGACUUGACUUUGGUUUACUAUGCAAAUUGGUGAAAAAUAUUGCUAUGACAGGGUCUGUUAAGCUAGAAUGUCAAUUACUUUUGGCCAUCUUCCUAAUGUUUAUAAGCUGCAGUUUGAAGAGUGGUGUGAUAUUACAUGGUCAGCUGAUACCCAGUCUAAUACAAUAUCUAUUUAUUUUAAAGCCUUUCAAAUGCACCCACAAUAAAUCAUCCUUUCCUCUCCCCUGUUAUUCAACUUAGAAUGAAGACGAGAGCAGCAAGCCUGAUGGCAAGAAGUCCAGGCUUGAAGACAAAUCCUCAUCUCACCACAAGACCAGCAGCAAAGAGUGAGUAUUUUCAUCCUAACAAAGCCAUCACAUUGUUAGCUUUUAAACUCCAACAUUAUGAACAUUGAAUGCUAACAUUGAUAACCACCCACACCAGGUCUAAGAGGGCCAUGGAGGCCAAGGUGAAGGAGGAGCCGGUGCCUUCUCCCUCCAUAUCAGGGUCAGGAGGGCUGCAGAGGACGCCCAAGGCAGAGCACCAGAGCCGCAAGCGGACGGUCAGCCAGUCGUCCACCUCCCUGUCCAGCGGAGCCAGCAGUGGCAAGGAGGGAGGCCACAGCACCAAGAGCAGCUCCACCUCCAAACACACAAAAGGCGGGGACAAGCAGGGCAGGAGCACCCGGGAGGGCAAGGUCUGUGUUUGUCAGUCUAGUCUAGCUGUCUCUCCGUCUAUGUGGGCUGCACCUUGUCAACCCACUGUCUUGCUCUACCUUGUCAACCCACUGUCUUGCUCUACCUUGUCAACCCACUGUCUUGCUCUACCUUGUCAACCCACUGUCUUGCUCUACUAGACACCAUUUUAUACAAACUUGUGUACACAUCACUGGAGUGUCCUUUACCAGCUGAACUGAGUAUUAAGCCGGCACAAAUCUUUUACAAGAUGUCCACCCACUGCCAUGCCCUCCAAAUACAUUUGGGAAGGACACAAAUAUAUCAUUAGUAGCGCAUCACUUUCACCACUGCAUGAUUUGUUAUACGGUCACAUAAACUAGCCCACAUAGGAUUAUAAACUUUUUUGUUGCGUCUCUGCAGGAGAAAUCCUCAAAGGGCUCUGAUAACCAGCUUGCUGUGCCACCGCUCUCCUCGGAUGGCUCAAAGUCCCUGAGGUCAAAAUUGGUGUUUGAGGACAGGUAAGAAGAGCAGCCUCCUCUCCACUGUGGAUAACCUACUGCCAGCCAGCAUGUAGAGCUGUAGAGAGAGGGUUGCCUUUGAUGUCAAGCCCCUGGGAUGUCAAGCCCCUGGGAUGUGGGGAAUGGAUGUGCCAGUGUAAAUAAAACAGGCCACUUUCCAUGGCCUAGAAUCUUCACACCCCCUCCCUGUAUAUUGCCAUGUAGUUGUUCGGAGAGUCUAUUGGAAUAGUUAGAAGAAAAGUACUUAAUUUUUAUGUUAUUUUUCAAAGUACAGGAAAUAAUUGCAAUAACUGACUGGUGAACCUGUUGUGUUUCAGGAUUCACUCUGCCGAUCACUACUUACAAGAGGCCAAGAAACUGAAACACAACGCAGAUGCUCUGGUAAGAAACGAUUGCAUACAUAUACAGUAUAUUAGCUGUUAUGUGAAACCAAGAGUAUGCCAACUGUUUUGCGCGAAAAGCUAGGGAAUUUAGUCAUUAUUUUGCACACGCUCUGAAAUGGAAUGGUUUUACUGUGUAGUGCUUUUACAUCAUCUUAUUGGCUCCUCUGGCUACUGAAAGUGGAGCUGCUACAGGAGCUAUAAUAGUACACCCUGGGGAUUAUCAUCAGAUGCCUAUGGUAUCAAUAGUACACCCUGGGGAUUAUCAUCAGAUGCCUAUGGUAUCAAUAGUACACCCUGGGGAUUAUCAUCAGAUGCCUAUGGUAUCAAUAGUACACCCUGGGGAUUAUCAUCAGAUGCCUAUGGUAUCAAUAGUACACCCUGGGGAUUAUCAUCAGAUGCCUAUGGUAUCAAUAGUACACCCUGGGGAUUAUCAUCAGAUGCCUAUGGUAUCAAUAGUACACCCUGGGGAUUAUCAUCAGAUGCCUAUGGUAUCAAUAGUACACCCUGGGGAUUAUCAUCAGAUGCCUAUGGUAUCAAUAGUACACCCUGGGGAUUAUCAUCAGAUGCCUAUGGUAUCAAUAGUACACCCUGGGGAUUAUCAUCAGAUGCCUAUGGUAUCAAUAGUACACCCUGGGGAUUAUCAUCAGAUGCCUAUGGUAUCAAUAGUACACCCUGGGGAUUAUCAUCAGAUGCCUAUGGUAUCAAUAGUACACCCUGGGGAUUAUCAUCAGAUGCCUAUGGUAUCAAUAGUACACCCUGGGGAUUAUCAUCAGAUGCCUAUGGUAUCAAUAGUACACCCUGGGGAUUAUCAUCAGAUGCCUAUGGUAUCAAUAGUACACCCUGGGGAUUAUCAUCAGAUGCCUAUGGUAUCAAUAGUACACCCUGGGGAUUAUCAUCAGAUGCCUAUGGUAUCAAUAGUACACCCUGGGGAUUAUCAUCAGAUGCCUAUGGUAUCAAUAUUACACCCUGGGGAUUAUCAUCAGGUGCCUAUGGUAUCAAUAGUACACCCUGGGGAUUAUCAUCAGAUGCCUAUGGUAUCAAUAGUACACCCUGGGGAUUAUCAUCAGAUGCCUAUGUGUAUCUCACUGCCCGUAUUAGGAGACUGGAUGCGUUCUAGCCCUAUUCUACAGUAUCCAGGGAACCCAUACAUUUUUUUAUUAGAAAUCUACCUGAUGCUAAUGAUAUUUCCCACCUCUUUAAGGAAUACCUGGGAUAGUAUAAAGUAAUCCUUCUACCCCCCCCCCCAAAAAAAAAAAAACAACUUGUAAAGUGGUUAUCCCACUGGCUAUAAGGUGAAUGCACCAAUUUGUAAGUCGCUCUGGAUAAGAGCGUCUGCUAAAUGACGUAAAUGUAAAAAGAAUCCCAUUACUUUCACCACAAGCACUGGUCAUGAAGCGUUCCCCUUGCUACUAACUGUCCUAAAUUUGAGUGAGAGGGAAUCGGUUGCUUAAGAGCCAGUUUUCCUAAUGUGUGUUGUUGCUGUGUGCAGAUGGACCGGUUUGAGAAGGCUGUGUACUACCUGGAUGCUGUGGUGUCCUUUAUCGAGUGUGGCAACGCACUGGAGAAGAGUGCUCAGGAGGCUAAGUCCCCCUUCCCCAUGUAUGCCGAGACCGUGGAGCUCAUCAAGUAAGAAUAAAUGGCUGUAUUUCUCUACAACUUCUCUACGACAUGUUUUAACAACAUAGUUUCAGUAUCAAAUAGCAAAUAUCUUCAUAGUAGCAAUUACAUUUCAUAGAAACACCAUAGACCCAGCACUGCACAAAUGGACAAAUUAUUCACGGAAUUUACAGUAUCAACUUUAUUAUUAUUAUUAUUAUGAAACCUUACUUAGAGUGCUGGGAACCGGUCAUUAAGGUGUGUGUGUGUGUGUAUUUCAGGUACACUAUGAAGUUAAAGAGCUACAUGGCCCCAGAUGCUACGUCAGCAGACAAAAGGCUAGCAGUGUUGUGGUAGGUGUCCUGACUCAUAGCUUGAUAUAUUCCAUUUAGUGUGUCUGGACUGGAUCGUCAUUAUUCCCCUGCUAACACUCAUUCAUUCAUCCCUCCCUCCUACUCCAGCCUGCGAUGCCAGUCCCUCCUCUACCUGAGACUGUUCAAGCUGAGAAAAGAGAGUGCACUGAAAUACUCUAAAACACUCACAGAGCAUCUGAAGGUAAUUCAUUUUCCUUGGUGCAUGUUCAUAGGAGUUGUAAUAUUGUCACUUCAAAUGUGUGUUCCUUGAAUUUAGUAUUGUAUGGAUUAGCAGAAUGAGAGACAGUCAAGUUGCAUUGCUUAUGUUUGUUCUGCGUUUCAAUUUGUUUUUCAGAAUUCCUUGAGCAACACCCAAGCUCCCUCUCCUGGAAUGGGAAGGUAAGACAUUUUAUUAGUUGUAUGAUGUAUGCUGUCUUGAGACCAACAGUCUUCUUAAAUGUAUUUCUCUUGUCAAUUAAUGGUCCAGACAUUAUGCUGAAUCAUGGUGAAUCAUCUUGUUUUGAGUGGUUGUGAUUCUCCGCUUACCAGCCAUCUGUAUCUCUCUGUCUUCCAGUAAAGCGGCUGGCAUGCCCUCGCCAGUCUCUCCCAAACUGUCCCCAGGUAGUGCUGGUAGCUACUCGUCAGGCACAGCCAGCACCAGCGGCAGCUCCUCGGUAACCAUCCCCCAGCGCAUCCACCAGAUGGCUGCCAGCUACGUCCAGGUCACCUCCAACUUCCUCUUCGCCACCGAGGUGUGGGACCAAGCAGAGCAGCUAUCUAAAGAGCAGAAAGGUACCCGACUCGUUUGCUCUCCUCCUCUAUCUCUAUGGAAUGCCUACGGUGGUGUUAGGAUAUUGAUACCUUGGGAGUUGGGCUAUCUACUGCUUGUUGAAGACGUUAUAUUAGGCUCCUGGAUGAAUCCAUAAUCUAAGUGAAACUAGCUCUGUAAGUGUUGACCUGGCAAGCCAUUCCUGGGCUGGAGGUCUCUGUUAAGUGUUUACCUUACUCACCCUGGUUGUGUUAUGUCUCCUGUCUGUUUUGCAGAGUUCUUCACGGAGCUGGACAAGGUGAUGGGCCCUUUGAUCUUCAACACCAGCAGCAUGACUGAACUGGUGCGCUUCACGCGGCAGGGCCUACACUGGCUGAGGCUGGAUGCUAAGCUCAUUCCCUGAAGGACGCUAUAUACACUCCACACACAC
This is a messenger RNA of Coregonus sp. 'balchen', 19295 nucleotides long. Lineage: Eukaryota; Metazoa; Chordata; Actinopteri; Salmoniformes; Salmonidae. The record is from the annotation of a GenBank genome assembly.